AUGUUGGACCAUCCCUGCUCAGCUGCCGUAGAGGAUGUCUUUGGCCCUACGGUAGCUCCGUCUUGUCUUCAUGGCUUCGAUUUCACCCUCCUGUUCGAGGAGGCCAUUCUCACUCUUGUACCACUUGGUCUUGUUUGUUUGGCUGCAUCCUUUCGCGUCGGGAAGCUCCGUCGCGCAUCUGAGAAGGUCAACCGUUCAUUGCUACUGACAACCCCUGCGCAGCUGUCUUGGCUGCUCUACACCGCGAGCCACGUGGCGCUACUUAUCAUCUUCUUUCAACUGGAGACUCCCAAAACGAGAGCGACCAUAUUAACAACACUCGCGACCCUAGUCACUUCUCUACUUCUGCUUUUCUUGUCUCAUCUCGAGCAUCUUCGCUCGAUUCGGCCAUCAACAAUUCUCAAUGUCUUCCUCGGCUUCACCUUGCUGUUCGACCUCGCACGUCUCCGGACCCUGUACUUCAUGUCAAAGCAAACCGUGACUAGUUUGUUUGCUGUCAGCUGGGUGAUCAAAGUAAUUAUUUUGGUUUUUGAGGUGACAGAAAAGAGGCAGUUGCUCAAGAAGGCAUAUGAAAACAGCCCGAUCGAAUCAACCAGUGGCGUUCUUAAUCGGGCACUAUUCUGGUGGCUGAGGGAUGUCCUUUGGCGAGGUUCAAGGACCACUCUGACAGUGGAAAGCUUACCGUGUCUAGAUGAUGAUCUCAAAAAUGCCUCAAAUUCGCAAUCUCUCUUUGAGAAAUGGGACAAAGCUGACAAGUACCAAUCAAACGCACUUCUGUGGACCUUCGUGUUUCACUACAAAUGGGCGUUCUUAGAAGGCGUUCUUCCCCGGCUUGCCUAUACGGGAUUUUGCUUCGCCCAGCCUUUUCUCGUGGAGCGCGUUCUUGAUUUUAUGACGGAACCGGAGCAUGUCAACUCAUCCAACUACGCUUAUGGGCUUAUUGGCGCCUAUGCUAUUGUAUACAUUGGCAUCGCAAUAUCAUAUGCUGCCUAUGAGCACAAAACUUUCCGUGUUAUCACCAUGAUCCGGGGAAGUUUGGUAACAAUGAUCUUCAACAAAACACUGCGCAUGAGCACCUCUACUAUUUCAGAUGCGGCAGCUAUCACCUUGAUGAGCACUGACAUUGAGCGCAUUGGCUUUGGCUUAAUAGAUAUGCAUGAGACAUACUCCAACAUCACAGAGGUUGCAUUGGCUUUGUGGCUACUGGCAAGGCUGUUGAACAUCGCGACGAUUGCGUCUACGGUAGUAGUUGUCAUUUGUCUUGUUGCUGGAAUUCCUUUGGCUGUUGUCUCUGGUAAUGCGCAGGGAACAUGGCUCGAAGCCGUCGAAGAGCGCGUGGUAGUCACCUCGAAGGUCCUCGGGGUAAUGAAAAACAUCAAGAUGACAGGCCUUACAGAGACCAUCUCCAGAAGUCUCCGAGAUCUUCGAGCUGCAGAAAUUGAAGCUUCCUUCAGUUACCGAGUAUACGGAGUCAUAAGGCUCACACUUGGCUAUGCUUCUACUACCUUGGCUCCCGUAUUUGGCUUUGGUGCCUAUGUACUGCUUGCCAAGGCUAAAGAUACAGCCACUCUUACCAACGGUGUAGCAUUUUCUGCACUUACGCUUUUCGCGUUGCUGGAUCAACCAAUGAUCUCCAUUGUUGAUGGCUCAGAGGACGUAAUGGCAGUUGUCAAUUGUUUCCAACGAAUUCAAAAGCAUUUAAUGGAAACGGAAAGGACCGACUAUCGUUUGAAGCACGGAUCGAAUCAACACAAUGUUCCACCUCUGAUUGAAGUUGAUUCCCCUCAGAAUCAGAGCAAGGAACCUUGUGCCGUCAUCCGAAAUGUGUCUGCAGCCUGGUCAAUUGACGAUGAGCCCGUGUUGAAAGACUUGAAUAUUGACAUUCAGGCAUCAAAAAUAACCAUGAUUGUUGGACCAGUCGGAUGUGGAAAGUCCACCUUCUUGAAGACCAUCAUGGGAGAAAUCCCAGAAUGCUCCGGCUCAAUUUCGACCAGCUUCAUAAAUGCUGCAUAUUGCAACCAGUCGCCGUGGAUUACAUUCGGAACUCUCCAGGAAAACAUUGUUGGGUCAUCGCCAUGGGACCGAGCUUGGUAUGACCAGGUUAUUCAGUCGUGCGCUUUGCAGAUCGACCUUCAACAGCUUCCAUUGGGUGAUCAGACUAAAGUCGGAGUCCGUGGGUCUCGACUGAGUGGCGGGCAACAAAUGCGUGUGGCACUUGCACGGGCGCUAUUUUCGAAAGCGCCUGUUCUUAUUUUGGAUGAUGUCUUAACAGGUCUAGAUCAUCAAACGGAGAAGAUCAUUCUAGAGAGUGUUUUUUCUCAACGUGGUUUCAUCAAACGCUCCCAUCAAACAGUUAUUAUGGCGACCAACUCAGCACACCACCUCACCUAUGCGGACCGUAUAAUUGCACUCGAUGAGAACGGAAGACUUUUCGAACACGGGUCGUACAGCGAGCUCGUCAGAGCCGACGGCUAUAUCAGUACCCUCUCCAGUGCCACUCCCACAGCCGGCACAUCCCGAGCCCCGGAUAUUGUGCUUGAUGACGAAACUCUUCAAGGAUUGAAUUUGGAUGACGGGGACGAGGAGGACUCGAGUCGAAGAACGGGUGAUUUAACUGUCUAUCGAUACUAUUUCGAAAACAUAGGCUGGCCGCUUCUGUCUGUGUUUCUUCUAACCUGCCUGCUAUUCGUGCUCGGUCUCAGCAUUCCACAGAUUUGGCUGCAGUGGUGGACUCGUGCGAACGAGCAACACCCAAAUGCACAUGUUUGGUAUUGGCUGAGUGUGAUUCUCGCCAUGAUCAUUCAGCCAAAGACAGCUCGCCGAUUCCAUGAGAUUCUUCUUCGUACGACAAUGGGAGCAACGACGUCAUUUUUGACUUCGACGGAUAUUGGAAACACCACAAACAGAUUCAGUCAAGACCUCGAACUAAUCGACGAAGAGCUCCCGGAAACCCUAGAGCUCACUGUCAAUUCCGCACUCAGUUGUAUCAUUGAAGGAUUCCUCGUCUUCGCCGGAUCAUCCUAUGUCACAGCAGCGCUAGUCCCAGCUUGCAUCCUAGUAGUCUACUACGUUGCUAAGUUUUACGUCAAAACCUCACGCCAACUGCGAUUGUUGGGAAUUGAAUCGAAAGCCCCCCUCUUCUCCCAAUUCUUGGAGGUCCUGGGUGGACUCUCUAGUAUUCGGGCCUAUGGCUGGAGUAAGGAGUACCAGCGCCGCAAUCUGAUUGCCUUGGAUGCCUCACAGCGCCCUGUCUACAUGCUCUAUUGCAUUCAGCGCUGGAUGGGUCUUGUCUUAGACCUUGUUGUGGCAUUUAUUGCCGUUGCUGUCAUUUCCAUCGCAAUUUCUAUGAGAGGAAGCCCGUCCAUGAAUCUGUUAGGAAUUGCACUCUUUAACAUCGUUAAUUUUAGUGGUACUCUGCAGACACUUGUGACGCACUGGAUUGGACUGGAAACCUCCAUUGGGGCUGUUUCAAGAAUUCGGGCAUAUGUGCAGCAUGCCACGACUGAGGAUUUGGACGCUGAAUCAGAGGCUCUUCCUGAAGAUUGGCCCCGACAAGGUAGUGUUCAGCUUUCUGAUGUUUCGGCUUCCUAUGACACAUUGUCGGAACCAGUACUCAAGAACAUCAGUCUUCACAUCCUUCCUGGUGAAAAGGUUGCUCUGUGUGGUAGAACUGGAAGUGGAAAAUCCUCUAUGGUCUCCGCAAUUCUGCGACUACUUGAGCUCAGCAAAGGUACCAUUCAUAUUGAUGGUAUAGACAUCUCAAAGGUUUCACGAGGGCACGUGCGAUCCAGAAUCAACGUCAUCCCGCAGCAGCCAUUCUUCCUCCACGGCAGCGUUCGGCUAAACGCUAACCCCGAGUCCAAUGUGGGUGACGAAACGAUCAUUGAUUCCAUUAAGGCGGUCAAUCUAUGGUCCUACAUUGAUUCCAAGGGUGGCUUGGAUAUCGACAUGUCCGAUGACCUUCUUUCACAUGGACAGCAACAACUGUUCUGUCUUGCACGUGCACUGUGCAAGUCGAGCAGUAUUGUCAUUAUGGAUGAGGCGACUAGCAGUGUGGAUUCGGAAACAGACGCACUGAUGCAAACCGUCAUUCGAGAUCGCUUCAAAGACCAGACUCUGAUUGCUAUUGCGCACAAGUUGCAUACAAUUUUGGAUUUUGAUAAGGUUGCUCUCAUAGAAAAAGGUCAGGUUGUGGAGUUUGACAGCCCACGGGCUCUUUUGUCGAGGGAAGGUUCGGCGUUCAAGGCUUUGUUUGACAGCUUUCACAAAAGCUCCAAGGAAUAG
Molecule: messenger RNA, 4284 nt
Organism: Penicillium antarcticum
Lineage: Eukaryota; Fungi; Ascomycota; Eurotiomycetes; Eurotiales; Aspergillaceae
Exons: 15
Coding region: 1-4284 (1427 amino acids)
Biological process (GO): transmembrane transport
Cellular component (GO): membrane
Molecular function (GO): ABC-type transporter activity; ATP hydrolysis activity; ATP binding
Source: RefSeq, a predicted model, not a curated record